Messenger RNA from Mirounga angustirostris (Northern elephant seal), 3627 nucleotides. It is a transcript of the gene KCTD15, whose product is annotated as potassium channel tetramerization domain containing 15. NCBI's taxonomy places the organism in Eukaryota, Metazoa, Chordata, Mammalia, Carnivora, Phocidae. The transcript has 8 exons. Gene Ontology annotation, biological process: protein homooligomerization. The record is from RefSeq and is a predicted model, not a curated record. Gene Ontology annotation, molecular function: protein binding. Bases 574 to 1425 code for a protein of 283 amino acids.
UGGGGGGAGGGUUGGGGGCGAGAGAGAAAGUAACUCCAGGACGAGACCGGAGCGACCCGCGCAGCGAGCAUAGGCGGCGAGGCUGCGCCCGGCGCCCGAGACCGGCGACUGCGGGGGGCGGGGGCUGCGCCCGAGCCGGAUCCGGCGCUCCGGCUCCGAGCAGUGGUGUCGGGGAAAGGUCGUUGUCCAGCACAGAUGCGUUUGCCGGAGGCAGCACUGGAGGUUCUGGUCGAGGCGUAAAGCCUGGGGCUUCCAAUGGCGCCCUAGGGAAGAGGUGGCUUCCUGCGUGACUUUUGCUCUUCCCCUGGCUUCUGCCAAAGGAGGCUGCUCUGUGUCUGGCCGUUCACAAACUGCAUCUUAACCACGGUGGAGACGGUGUUCAGAGAGGUCCCGGGCUCCCCAGCCCAUGGAGGCUGGGGGAUCCUCCCUGAGCUGUGGUCCACGGGGCUCUCUGCUGAUGCAAGAGGAGACACGCUUGGUAACGUGGCUCUGAACCAAAAUACCAGGAAAAUCAGAUUUGUUCUGAAACAUUUUGGGGCAGUAAUGAUACUCUGGGCAGCGAUGGAAGCCUAGAUGCCUCACCGCAAGGAGCGGCCGAGCGGGUCCUCGCUUCAUGCCCACGGCAGCGCCAGCACCGCGGAGGGAGGAAGCAUGUCCCGGUUAUCUCUUACCCGGUCGCCCGUGUCUCCCCUGGCCGCCCAGGGCAUCCCACUGCCAGCCCAGCUCACCAAGUCCAAUGCACCUGUGCACAUCGACGUGGGUGGCCACAUGUACACCAGCAGUCUGGCCACGCUCACCAAGUACCCCGACUCCAGAAUAAGCCGCCUCUUCAAUGGCACCGAGCCCAUCGUCCUGGACAGUUUGAAACAACAUUAUUUCAUCGACCGGGAUGGGGAGAUUUUCCGCUACGUCCUGAGCUUCCUGCGGACGUCCAAGCUGCUGCUCCCGGAUGACUUCAAGGACUUCAGCCUGCUGUACGAGGAGGCGCGGUACUACCAGCUGCAGCCCAUGGUGCGCGAGCUGGAGCGCUGGCAGCAGGAGCAGGAGCAGCGCCGACGCAGCCGCGCCUGUGACUGCCUCGUGGUGCGCGUCACGCCGGACCUGGGCGAGCGCAUUGCGCUCAGCGGCGAGAAGGCCCUCAUCGAGGAGGUCUUCCCCGAGACCGGGGACGUCAUGUGCAACUCUGUCAACGCCGGCUGGAACCAGGACCCCACGCACGUCAUCCGCUUCCCGCUCAACGGCUACUGCCGGCUCAACUCCGUGCAGGUGCUGGAAAGGCUGUUCCAGAGGGGUUUCAGUGUGGCUGCAUCCUGUGGGGGUGGCGUGGACUCCUCCCAGUUCAGCGAGUAUGUGCUGUGCCGUGAGGAGCGGCGGCCGCAGCCCACCCCCACUGCGGUCCGGAUAAAGCAGGAGCCCCUGGACUAGGCCCCUCCUCAGUGCCCGCCUGAGGCCGUCUGGCCCUGGGGACACCCCAGGGACCUGGAAACAGUGCUGGGGAGUUCUGCCUCUGCCUGCAGCAGUGGGCAUGAGACUGAGGGUGGGGCUGGAGGGUCCAGAGCCAGCCCGGGGAGCCGCAGGUAUCCUGGCAACAGCGCGUGGGAUGCCGGAGACACGCCCACCGAAGGACCGUUGAUGUGACCCAAAGCUGCUGCGGUGGGAACAGUUCUCCCGGCACUUCGGCUCCCUGGCCCGGCGCGGCCUGCUCCGAGGCAGGGUCAGCAGAGGCCUCCGGGCCCACGCCGGGGGAGCCGUUCAUCCUUCUCCACGCGUGGCAGUCUCCGCUGGGUCUCCUUGUGUCACAGAUGGCUUAUUUUUCUACACUAUUUAAGAUGGAAGGAACUAACUGCACAAGCCAGAGAGGCUGACAAGGACCAACGCUUCUUCAUCUGGUGCUCCGUUCGUAGCUGGACGGGCAGUGUGCCCCCCCGCAGGUGCCCGCAGAGUGGGGCUUGGAGACUUCUGGUCCCUGCUCCAGAGACAGACGCAAGAGCGGCAAUGCCGUAGGAACUGAAGCAGGGCCCCCAGGGGGCAGGGCUGCCGGGAGGAGGGCUGUGUGGGUGUGGGGGAUGGAUGGCUCUGGAACCAUCUGAGACCCUCCCCUUUGCUGCCACCCAGGGUGCAGGCCACACUUGGUGAGUCACCUGACCUACCAAUGCCCCAGGGGCUUCCAGUCCUGUCUGAGUGUCCUCACCUGGGCUUCUGCAGAAGUCUCUCCCCAUCCAGACCAGCCACGGGGCCACACCGCAUCCUUACCUCAGGAAUGGGCCCCAUGGUGAAGGGGCCCAUGUGUCAGCAGCAUCCUCUGGGUCCCCAGCUCAGGAAGCCGUCCCCAGCUCCACUUUUCCCACACUAAUAUGCACACUGAAUUUGAAUGAAACUGUUACACUAGCUUGCCGAUGAGACUGGGACACAAGGCGUACCUGGGGCUCUGGGCUCCGGAUUCCAACAAGGACCGGCCACGAGGGGUCCUCCCAGACAACAGGCACAAAGGUGGACACCCCUCCCUUGUCCCCCUUCCCCGCGCUGGCUCCGCCCGGGUGGGGAAGUCUUGGAGGGGCACCCCAGCCGGCCCCGCGCUGUGUAUGAUGCCUGCAGACUUGUAUAUGACUCCUUUAAUGUAAAGAUGCCGAUGUACAAUUGUGUGUGUGUGUAAACACAUUACGUUCCUAGUUCAUGCCAUAAAUGAUGCUCUAAAGCAAACGACUCAGGCUCCGUCCUGUGCAGAAGCGACAGCCGGAUCCCGCCUGGCACGCAGUGCGGAGUGUGGGGUGGUUUGGGGGCGGGGUCCCCCCCAAUCGGGAAGAAACAGACCCCUCUCUCCCACGCAGCCCUAGCUGGGGGAGGGGAAGGGGCAGGGUCCCAAGCGGCCGUUAUUUAUUACAUUUGGGUGUUUCCUCUCUGCUGUGCCUGUCCCCUCUGGGCAGCACAGAUUCUGAAUUCUGAUUCACAGGCCCGAACCAGAUGCCAUACAGGGGGAAGGCAGACAGAAGGUUUCCGGGGGCUUUUGAACCUAGUCUUAAAUGUUUGAGAUUUUUCCCUCCCUGGCUCUGGGUUGAGGUCGGCGUCCUCUUAGCACCCCCCAAAGCAGUAGAAGGUGGCCAGCCAUGGCUCCGUCCAUCCCGGGGUCCUCGCAGCCCCCGGCAUGAGAACCAUAGGCCAGCGGAGCACGGAACAAGGUCUCAGUGUGCCUCUUUCCAGGGGUAGGCCUCCCGUUUUAAUAAGUCUUUUUGUGUUUUUCCUCAAAGCCCUUAUGUUCUAACCCACGAGGACCCUUUUACAUGCCCGGUAAGGGGCACCAGCUUCAACCUGCCUGCAGGACGGGAGCACAGAGAGCCUCAUCCCGUCAGAGGCCACAAAGCAGACGCCAUCCGCUGUACAAUCUAAUUUGCGGGACAGACUUACUAGCCUUCUUUGCUUAGCAACGCGCCUACGGUUGGCACAUCUGCAUUUUGGCAUCUGAGGCUCACGUCUGAGAGGGAGAGAAAGUGUGCUUAUUAGAAAGGAAGUCUUGUGGAAACAGCUGAGUGCUGCCUGUGUUUGGGGUUUUUCUGGUAUGAUAGCCAGGAUGGUUACUGGUGGCUGGAGAUCCCCUAACAUUUUCAAGCAAACUCUCUUUUUGAUUAGACC